CCCCCAUUCUCUCCCAUUGCCCAGGUAUCGGCUAAUCAGGCGGAGCCCAAGGGUGGCUAAGCCAAUGGCACGGAGGCUCGGGCCAGGCUCCGCGUCCGCCGGCCAGAUUGGCCGGGUGGAGCGUGAUUGGCAGGUCAGCCCCCGCCCCGCCCCCGCCCGGAGGGAGGCUGAGCCCCGGGCGGCGCUGUCCACACGCAGCGGGUCCUGAAAGCGGCUCCGGGGCGGCGCGGUGGCGCACUGUGCGCGCCGAGCAGGCGGAGGGCUAGCGGCGGCGGCGGCCAGCGAGGCCAGUGCAAGCAAGCAGCGGCUCGACCUCAGCCCCUCCAGUCCCGGCGGCCUUGGUAGCGGGGACCCUCCGCUCUCCUUUCCGUCCCUCGCCCCGCGCCUUGGGGAAGGAGGCGCGGCGGCCGUCCGGGAAGAGGCAGCUUGGAAGCCGGUGUAGCCGGGCCCCACAGACAGGACAGAAGGUGUCUCGUGGAGUUGGUUGGGCGUGAGGCAGAUUCCCCAAGCGCGCAGGAGCCCACCGCUGUCCCGCCCCGUUCCUGGGGCGGGCCAUGGGGGAGCCGAAGGGACCGUGCCAACUUUGAAGGCAGCGAGCCGAGUCCCAGGCGUGUGCGGGCGCCCCAGCUAGCUGCUGGGGACCCCGGCGUGCCGGGCCCCGGACGGAAGCGUCCUGGAGCUCGCCCCUGGACAUUGCGCGGCCGAGAGGAAGUUCUUCGCAACUUCGCCGGAGACGUCGGAGAGCCAGCCUGCGCCGCAGAAACUCGGAAAGCCGAGAGAGGACGGAUCUGGCGGAGACCGAGGGGUCGAGGAGGAAUCGGCCCGAGGCAGCGGCACCAGCCUGGCCGCGCGCCGACCUCGCUGCUCUCUGAGAAGGGCCGAGGGCUGGGCGUUGCAGCGGCCUCCCCCUGGCCAGGGGGCUCCUAGCCCUCCCGGAGCUGGGUUCCUACGCUAUGCCCCGGGAGCGGUGCACGCCUGGGCCGCAGCUACUCCGGGCCGGGCCGGGAGCCAUCGUUUGAGGCAGCCCGGGAGGGAGGCGAGGCGGAGUUGGGCGUCCACUCCCGGACGGACUGCGCUAGCGCGGGUCCCCGCCUGGGCGGGCAGCUCUCGGCGACCUCCGGCCGUGCGUUUUCCGAGUGCAGCUCUCACAGUGUCCGACCUGGUAGUGCGGCUCUUUCGCCGCCCUGGGCAGCCCCUUGGCGCCGGGAAGCGGCGGCGUGGGCCGGCCGGCAGUCUGGAGCGCCCCGAUGGAAAUACACUGUAAGCACGACCCGUUUGCAUCCAUGCAUAGACAUGGAGGAGUCAAUCAGCUUGGGGGGGUUUUUGUGAAUGGACGGCCACUUCCGGAUGUAGUCCGCCAAAGGAUAGUGGAACUUGCUCAUCAAGGUGUCAGGCCCUGCGACAUCUCCAGGCAGCUUCGGGUCAGCCAUGGUUGUGUCAGCAAGAUUCUUGGCAGGUAUUAUGAGACCGGAAGCAUCAAGCCUGGGGUAAUCGGAGGAUCCAAACCAAAGGUCGCCACGCCCAAAGUGGUGGAAAAAAUCGCCGAGUAUAAACGCCAAAAUCCCACCAUGUUUGCCUGGGAGAUCAGGGAUAGGCUGCUGGCAGAGCGAGUGUGUGACAAUGACACGGUACCCAGCGUGAGUUCCAUCAACAGGAUCAUCCGGACGAAAGUACAGCAGCCGCCCAAUCAGCCGGUCCCGGCUUCCAGUCACAGCAUAGUGUCCACGGGCUCUGUGACGCAGGUGUCGUCGGUGAGCACGGACUCGGCCGGCUCCUCCUACUCCAUCAGCGGCAUCCUCGGCAUCACGUCCCCCAGCGCUGACACCAACAAGCGCAAGAGAGAUGAAGGUAUUCAGGAGUCUCCGGUGCCGAACGGUCACUCGCUCCCGGGCAGAGAUUUCCUACGGAAGCAGAUGCGGGGAGACCUGUUCACACAGCAGCAGCUGGAGGUGCUGGACCGCGUGUUUGAGAGGCAGCACUAUUCAGACAUCUUCACCACUGCUGAGCCCAUCAAGCCGGAGCAGACCACAGAGUACUCCGCCAUGGCCUCACUGGCUGGAGGCCUGGACGACAUGAAGGCCAACCUGAGCAGUCCCACGCCUGCUGACCUCGGGAGCAGCGUGCCUGGCCCGCAGUCCUACCCCAUCGUGACAGGCCGCGACUUGGCGAGCACUACCCUCCCCGGCUACCCUCCUCACGUCCCCCCCGCUGGACAAGGCAGCUACUCAGCACCCACGCUGACAGGGAUGGUGCCUGGGAGUGAGUUUUCCGGGAGCCCCUACAGCCACCCUCAGUACUCCUCGUACAACGACUCCUGGAGGUUCCCCAACCCGGGACUGCUCGGCUCCCCAUACUAUUACAGCGCAGCCGCCCGAGGAGCUGCCCCGCCUACGGCUGCCACUGCCUAUGAUCGCCACUGACCCUCGGAGCCCGGGGGGCACCAAGCACUUCUGACACAUUUCAUUGCGGGCCAGAGCCUCCCAGCUCCCACCCAUGACAGCCAGAGGGGCCACGCAAGACGGUCCUGCAACAGCCCCCUCGCCUGAAGACCCCACCCUUCCCGUCCCCUCCCAGGGACUCCUGGGUCCCUGGACUUCAGGACACUUGUCUGCUUCCGCAAACUUCUCCCAACAGUGACUGGGGCUCAGCCAACUACCAAACUGUUCUAGAAACACCCGCAGCCCAGCACCCCUCCCCUGCUGUCUCGCUGUCUGUCUGUCCUUCCCCGUGGGGCCCUGGGUCUGGGCAGGCAGACAAGCCUGCUGCUGCUGCUGCUUCACCAGCCCCCGUGUAAAUACCCACUUGCUGUGCUGCAGGCCCAGGGACCGAGCGAACAGACCCGCCCAGCCCACGACUGCAUCCUGAACCCAGGACACCUUGAGCCUGUGCACAAAGCAGCCCAUCUGCCUUGGCUGCCCUGGUCUGGUGGGACCUGGAGCUGGCCCUGAGACUGUUGCUGCCCGCCUCCGUCCCAACAUCCUGCUCCUCCUUCUUUCCCUAAGGCC
Ochotona princeps (American pika) is the source of this 3005-nucleotide messenger RNA. RefSeq names its product paired box 5 (gene PAX5). The transcript has 10 exons. The record is from RefSeq and is a predicted model, not a curated record. Gene Ontology annotation, biological process: regulation of transcription by RNA polymerase II; anatomical structure development. NCBI's taxonomy places the organism in Eukaryota, Metazoa, Chordata, Mammalia, Lagomorpha, Ochotonidae. The coding region runs from base 1248 to 2420 and encodes 390 amino acids. Gene Ontology annotation, molecular function: DNA-binding transcription factor activity, RNA polymerase II-specific; RNA polymerase II cis-regulatory region sequence-specific DNA binding.